AUGAGAACGGAAUCAUAUUAUGUAGUUGUAAAUCCAGAAUCUAAAGAGGAGUGGGUAAAGGAGAUUAGAGACUCUGCUAAUAAUUUAAAGCGUGCUCAAAUUGCAACACUGCUAAAGUCACAUGCUCAUAAAUACUUGAAAUUUAAUUUUUAA
Molecule: messenger RNA, 153 nt
Organism: Cavenderia fasciculata
Lineage: Eukaryota; Evosea; Eumycetozoa; Acytosteliales; Cavenderiaceae
Exons: 2
Coding region: 1-153 (50 amino acids)
Source: RefSeq, a predicted model, not a curated record